This is a messenger RNA of Paramecium sonneborni, 1688 nucleotides long. The record is from the annotation of a GenBank genome assembly. NCBI's taxonomy places the organism in Eukaryota, Ciliophora, Oligohymenophorea, Peniculida, Parameciidae.
AUGGCUUUUUUGUUUGAAGAAGACAGAGGAUUAACAUAUACUAAGGAUCCCUACCCCCAUCUUGGUCCUGGAGUUUAUCAGAUUCCUGAACAUCAGACUAAAACUGCUUAUGCUCCUUUUCUCUCUACUGGAAAGAGAUAAGGAGAGAUGACAAAUAAAUAGAAAGCUAAAUUCCCUGGUCCUGGUUAAUAUGAAGUGUAACUCAACAUGGGAGAUUCUGGAGUACAAGCUUACAUGAAUAAAAGCACUAUAAUAGUCAAAGUUUAGGGUAAUGGAAGUAGUUGUUUUAAGAGUGGAAUAGAGAGAUUUUAAGAUGAUAAAAAUGUUAAAGAAGUAUUUAAAAUUUAUAAAUUCAGAUUCCUGGUCCUGGUCAUUAUGAUACUAUAAAUAAUAACUCUUAAAAUAAAUAAGCGUGCUUAAUACAAAAUUAAAAAUUAGACGAUAUUAGAAAUUAAAAUCUGAGAAGAAGAAUUAACUCAAUCCCUGAACCUAAAACAUAGAUAGGUAUGGUGUAUGAAGACAUUGAAACUUUGGCUUAACAUUAAAAAUUAAUUUAAGAUUAAAAAAAAUAAAAAGUUAUUGGACCAACUACUUAUGAGAUUUAAUAAUCAAAAUAAGUUAAGGGAGUAUCAUGGGACAAAAGUGCUAAACCAAGAUUUUAAUAAGAAUAAUCUACAGAUAUUGGACCUGGAAAAUAUAAUAUUACUGAUGAAAGAAAAAAGAGAAAUAAAUCACCUGCUUUUUUAUCUGAAACAGUUAGAUCUUACUAUGAUAAGUUAAUUUAUAAGACUAAUAGAGAAAUUAAUGCUGGAUUAAGAAAAUAAAUAAAUUAUAAAGAUUAAUGCUCUCCAGGACCAGGUCAAUAUAAUGAUUGCAGAGUAUCAAUAAAAGUUCAAAAAAAAGCAAAAGAAUUUUAAUUUUUUGGAUCAUCGUUAGAAAGAUUUGGAUAUAAUCAAGAUUAAACAGUUGGUCCAGGAGAUUACAGAAUUGAAGAUUCUUCAUUUGAUUAAUUAGUAAAAAAGAAAAAUUAUACAAAUGCUACAUUUUUAAGUUCUACUAGUAAAGGUGGUGAUCUAUUAAACUCUAAUGAAUAAAUACCAGGUCCAGGAGCAUAUUAUGUUUAAAAUGAUCUUUAUACAGAUAUAAUUCGUAAAUAAGAUAGAGGUAUUAGUGGAUAUUUGGGUGGAAAAGAAAAAAGAUUUUAUGAUAAACCUCCUCUUUGUAAAGCUGGACCAGGAAGUUAUGAUAUAAUUAAAGAAGAAAAAAAGAGAUCUGUAAGUUCUUGUUUUAAAUCAUCAUCUAAAAGAGAUGUUCUAAACAGAAGUUGUGGUCCUGAUAUUGGACAAUAUAAAUUGGAUUAGGAGACUAUUGGAUAUAGAAUAUAAAAGUAAUUAAAAUUUUUAAAGAAUCUAUAAAAAAUUGAUGUCUAAAAGCCUGGUUUUUAUUGUGCCGAACCCAGAUUUAAAGAAAAUUAAGAAGUAAUCUAAAAUAUAUCCUUUACAGAACAAAAUUAAUAUAGCUCUGGAACUGUAAAAUAAAUUACUGCUCCAUUUAAAUCAUAACAACCUCGACUAGGAUAUAUUAAUAGAUAGUUUACACCUGGGGUUGGUAAAUAUUAGGUAGAAUCUAAAAAUUGGAAGAUUAAUAGUUUUAAUACUCACUACAAUAAACUAUUAUCGGACUCAUGA